Molecule: messenger RNA, 2298 nt
Organism: Nelumbo nucifera (sacred lotus)
Lineage: Eukaryota; Viridiplantae; Streptophyta; Magnoliopsida; Proteales; Nelumbonaceae
Gene: SNI1
Product: negative regulator of systemic acquired resistance (SNI1)
Biological process (GO): negative regulation of DNA-templated transcription; DNA damage response; negative regulation of systemic acquired resistance
Cellular component (GO): nucleus; Smc5-Smc6 complex
Molecular function (GO): transcription cis-regulatory region binding
Source: RefSeq, a predicted model, not a curated record
CAUUUUAAAAUUUCAAUGGACCGUGCGGAUAUCCCGCUGGCGCUGCGUGUGAUUUUUGGCGGGGAAAUACAUCUUCUAUAUCAAGACUGUGUAAACUGUCGAAGUGUCAAGUGCAAGAAGUGAACUAGGGUUUCGUGUGAGAUCAAUGGAGAACUCCCGAAGAAGUAAUAGAGGAAUCGAAGAGAAUACAUUAGCUAUCUUCGACUCCUCCGGAGUUAAGGACGCCCGAGACGUUAAUGACGAUAGAUUGGCAUUUCUUGAAGCUGUUCGCGCUUCUUCGAUCGUUCCACAAAUUGGAACUGCUCCAACCAGCAAAAUGUUGAAUGCAAUAUUUCAGAUCCUCAAAGAUGGAACAUCUCUAGAACUGAUCAUGGCAAGUUACCAGCUUCUAAUUGAAUUAGAAAAGCGAUUUCCUCGUGUUUAUUUAUCUAAGUUUGAUAUACCCAAAUCAUCUUCUGGUGCAACGGUUGAACUUAUUGUGAUUAAUGAGGCUUGGUCUCCCUUUGCACUUGGCUCAGAAAGUGCUUAUUCUGAAAGAAAUUUGGCUAACAGAAGCUCGGAUGAACUGCUUGAUUCCUUGGGGUUUUCUCUUUUACUACAAGGCAUUGCUCAGCUCUAUAAUGAAAUGAAUUUGCAAGUUCUUGACACAAAGUCCUUGGGGAACAUGUUGUUGUUUCAGUUUCUUGUUAAUGUUCUUGAAGGGGAUUUCUUACCUCGUAAUACAAUAUAUAAUGAAACCAAGAAUUGGGUCUUUCUCAGAGAAUCCUUGCUCAGCAUGCUUCUGGGUUCAAGAAGGAUAAGCUACAAAAGCCUAAUCAAGGACUGCCUGUCGAUAAUAUCUGAAAGAUGCCGAAAAGAUUUGGAAAAUUCAUCAAUAAAAACAGUAGACAAUAGUGAUGCUGCUGCUUUGGGAAUUGCCUUGGCUGAACUAGAAAGAGGAACUUGUAUUGCUGUGCAGAAACUCUUGGUGCUGAUCAUGGAACUUGAUAAGUCAAAGAAGCAAGCAGAUAUGCAAGGUUCUACUUCCAGAUCUGAUGGUUCUAGAAUCCCUCUCAUGGAGGUAAUUCUGGAUGAACUUACUUAUGAUGAAGAUCUUCUUAGCUCAUUUCUCCAGGUUUUUUGUGAUCCUAAAUGGAGGUUGGAAAUAAUAUUACAGUAUUUUUCAAAGUACCUGACAAAGCCUUCUGUUCGCACAAGGAAGUCAAAUAAUUCCUCAGAUGAUGCAACAUUUCAUGGUGUUCUGAAGUGCUUCUCAAAUGUUACAAGCGCAAAAAGCAUUGUCAAGAAGAUGAGUAUUGAAAUAGCUCAAUUGUUGCUAGCAAAUGGCUUCAAUGCUUUUAUAUCCCUACAAGAAGCUGGGGGCAUCUCUGUUUUGCAAAUAUGCAAAGAUAUAGUUUCUGCUUUUCAUAAUCUCAGAAUUAUAGAUGAUAUUGAUAGGCAAUUAUGUACCAGAACUAGGGCAAUAAGACAUGGAAGGACAAUAUUAUAUUUUCAUUGUGGAAAGCACACCAAAUCAUUCCAUUUUUGUUGACAUGGAGGAAAUAACCCAACUUGGAAGCAUGCUUUUCAAUUCGAAUUGAUUCUCAUCAAUAAUUUAUCCUACCACCUUGUGACAAGUUAUGUGUUACUGAUCUGAUAGUUAGGUUAUUAAACUGUUUGCUUACCAUAACUCUGGUAUCACUAAUUUAGGUUUGACAAAAGUGCUCAACUGAAUUACAUAAUUGUUGCUAUGAAGAUCAGGCGCAGUAUUGAUUUUAGUACGAAAUUUGUAUUCCCAACUGUAAUGUUUUUAUUCUAUUUCCUUGGAUUCUCUUUAAGAACUCAAUGAUUUUCCUUUUCUUAUUUAUGGGGGAAGGGGUGAAUCGGUGAUGAUGAUCUGCUCCUCGAAGUAGCUUGGGAAUAAGGACCUUGGAUAAAGGCCUGACACCCAGUCCCAAUUAUUAUUCCUGAUCAGUAAGUUCCCAAUUUCUGAUGAUAUCUUAAGGCUGGGCUGUGUGAAGAAAUUGGAGAUGGAAACCCGAGUACCCAAUGAGACACUGAGACCAUGUAAAGAAGAUGAUCAACAGCUUCAAGGGCUCAAUACUUUGGUCUUCUAUGGGCCUCAUCUUGCUUAUGUUAUUACUUUGUAUAUUAUGCAUUUUGUGUGUAGACAUGCCUAAGGGAUUCUCUCUAAUGUCGUUUGGUUUCGUGGUAACAAUGUAUGUGGCCCUCGAUUUGUACAUGCCAUCAUUGCACAGGGCCUCAAUUUGCCUCUCCCCCCCCCCUCUGCACGUGUGCACGCACACACACACACACACA